AUGAAUCCAGCAUCUAAUAACCACAUUACAGAACCCAGAGAUCUGGGAAUUUCAAGUGCCAAUUCCAAUGGAGUUCAUUCAGCACAAAGGAAGGUUUUGUCUGAGUCAAAGUUUCAAAGUGUCUUGCAUAGCCCAAUUAUAACAGAACCAUCAGCUGCAUUAAUAGGUCAUAAGCUCCCUGAGGUGUUUCAACUGAAACAUGGAAGCUACGCUGAUCUUCCUGCUGCAAAAAUCUCAGAACUGAUGACAUCAUCUUGUUUGGAUAAUGCUCCCACUCAAUCGCUUCUGAGUGUUGUCAAUGGUAUCCUGGAAGAAAGUGUUGAGAGAAGAAAUGGCGAAAUACCCCAUCGUGUGGCUUGCUUGUUGAGGAAAGUUGUCCAAGAGAUUGAGCGGCGUAUAUCAACUCAAGCAGAACAUUUACGAAAACAAAACAAUCUUUUUAAGGCUCGUGAAGAAAAAUAUCAAUCAAGAAUCAGUGUACUUGAGGCUCUUGCAUCUGGAACCGGGGAAGAGAGUGAGGUUGAUGUUACAAGCCAGCUUCAGCAGCUAAAGACUGAGAAGAUUAAAAAGGAAGAAAAGAAGAAGGAAGAUGACAAAGAUGUUAUUAGACUUACUAAAGAGCUGGAAGACAAAAACAUGGAAAUUUCAACAUUGAAGCAAGAACUAGAAACGUUGAAAAAAACAUAUGAAGUAAAAUGCUCACAGUUGGAAGCAGAAGCAAAGGAUGCUAAAGGAGAACUGAAACAGAAAUCACAAGAAACUGAACAGAUAUUGGAACAAUAUAAAAAUAAGGUUAAAGAGAAAGAGGCUUUUACUGAGUCAAAAUAUCAGAAGUGGAAAAUGAAAGAGAUCCAAAUGCAAAAAGCUGUUAAUUUCCAGCUUAGUUACCUACAGAAAUUGAAAAUGUCAUGGGAAUCCAUUAAGCAAGACGUUAUGAAAGAGAAAACGGUUUAUGCUGAGGAAUGUAAUCGAUUAGGUGUAAAUCUUAAAUCACUAGUAGAUGCAGCUGAGAAUUAUCAAGCAGUUCUUUCAGAAAAUCGAAAAAUGUUCAAUGAAAUUCAAGAAUUAAAAGGAAAUAUUAGAGUAUAUUGUCGACUCAGACCAUUUCUUGCUGGACUAAAGGAAAAACAGUCUAUUGUGGAACACAUUGGUGAAACAGAUUUGGUUGUGGCAAAUCCCUCCAAACAAGGGAAAGAAGCCCUUAGAACAUUUAAGUUUAACAAGGUCUUUGGUCCAACCUCAACUCAAGCUGAGGUGUACUCUGACAUACAAGCCUUUAUACGAUCAGUACUCGAUGGGUAUAAUGUAUGUAUAUUUGCUUAUGGCCAGACUGGUUCAGGGAAAACUUACACAAUGAGUGGUCCAAAUGGUGCAACAAACGAAAGUGUUGGUGUUAACUAUCGAGCUCUGAAUGAACUCUUCAGCAUAUCCACAAAUAGAAAAAGUUCCAUAGUCUAUGACAUUGGGGUUCAAAUAAUUGAGAUAUAUAAUGAACAAGUGCGGGAUUUGUUAACAAGUGAUGGUGCUCCAAAAAAACUUGGGAUAUUGAACCACUCUCAACCAAAUGGUUUAGCAGUGCCUGAUGCUAGCAUGUAUCCUGUCAAAUCAACUGCAGAUGUCAUGAAACUAAUGGACAUUGGUCUUAAAAAUAGAGCCAAGGGUUCCACUGCUAUGAAUGAAAGAAGUAGCCGUUCUCACAGUGUGGUCUCAAUUCAUGUUCGUGGAGUGGAUAAGAAGUCUGGUUCUUCUCUUCAAGGUAAUCUUCAUUUGGUAGAUUUGGCAGGAAGUGAAAGGGUAGACCGCUCUGAAGUAACUGGGGAUAGACUUAAGGAAGCACAGCAUAUUAACAAAUCACUAUCUGCCCUUGGUGAUGUCAUUUUUGCACUUUCUCAAAAGAGUGCCCAUGUACCAUACAGAAACAGCAAGCUUACUCAACUUUUGCAAUCAUCUCUUGGUGGUCAAGCAAAGACACUCAUGUUAGUCCAAAUUAAUUCAGACGUAAAGUCAUUUUCUGAAUCUCUGAGUACUUUGAAGUUUGCUGAGAGGGUUUCUGGAGUUGAGUUAGGAGCUGCACGAAGUACCAAAGAGGGCAGAGAUGUCAGAGAAUUGAUGGAGCAGGUGGCUUCUCUCAAGGACACUAUUUUGACAAAAGAUGAGGAGAUUGAGAGGCUACAAUUACUUAAGAAUCUGAAAAAUGGUUAUCCUGGUGGCAAUUCUGAGAAGCUUGAAACUUCCCCCGAUUGA
This is a messenger RNA of Gastrolobium bilobum, 2244 nucleotides long. RefSeq names its product kinesin-like protein KIN-14K. The record is from RefSeq and is a predicted model, not a curated record. Gene Ontology annotation, biological process: microtubule-based movement. The coding region runs from base 1 to 2244 and encodes 747 amino acids. The transcript is spliced from 17 exons. Gene Ontology annotation, molecular function: ATP binding; microtubule binding; microtubule motor activity. NCBI's taxonomy places the organism in Eukaryota, Viridiplantae, Streptophyta, Magnoliopsida, Fabales, Fabaceae.